Messenger RNA from Colletotrichum chrysophilum, 1119 nucleotides. RefSeq lists its product as uncharacterized. Gene Ontology annotation, molecular function: protein binding; RNA polymerase II cis-regulatory region sequence-specific DNA binding; DNA-binding transcription factor activity, RNA polymerase II-specific. The transcript has 2 exons. Gene Ontology annotation, biological process: regulation of transcription by RNA polymerase II. The record is from RefSeq and is a predicted model, not a curated record. NCBI's taxonomy places the organism in Eukaryota, Fungi, Ascomycota, Sordariomycetes, Glomerellales, Glomerellaceae. Bases 1 to 1119 code for a protein of 372 amino acids.
AUGCCUGCAUCAGCAAAGCGCUCCCAGCGCACCCGUCGCGACACCCGCCGGGACACCUCUCCCGCCGCAAGAGUCGAUGAUAGCUCACCUAGUCGCCCGGCCAAGCGUCGCAAGAAGGUUGAAGAACCGCCGCCAGUCGAGCCCGCCGACGAAGACGAGUCCAGUCUCACCGCCGAUCAGUCCGGUCAGCCCUCCAGCGACGAUGAUCAGCUACUCUCCCAGGUCGUCCAGCAUUUGACUUAUCCCAAAGAAGGGCCUGUGCAAGCCAGCAAAGACCAUGCAAACUCAAUGCAUGAAGCCAACAAAAACGGCGUUCAGGCGUAUGCUAAGAUCGCCGCACAGGAUUGGACCUUUUACAUUACGAAACUUAACGUCAAUAUUGGUCGCUCGGCUGAAGGUGUCGACGAGGAUGACGAGGACUUCAUCCACAUCGAUCUUGGCCCGAGUAAAAUGGUCUCUAGACAACACGCUCGCAUUUACUUCAGUUCGAAAGAAGAGGUCUGGUUCCUCGAAGUCAAGGGAAGGAACGGUGUCCGAGUGGAUGGCGUGUCCUUGAAAGCAGGUCAUUCGAACCCUCUUCAGAGCGGUCAAGUACUCGACAUCGGUAACACAGAGAUGAUGUUCGUCCUGCCGACAGAGGUCACCCCUCUCCACAUCCACAAUCUCUACCUGAAGAGGGCUGGUUUGUCACGACAAGAUAUCACAAGUCCCGCUCAGCCCAGAACAGAUUUGCCAGAGGAGCCGUCUUCAGCUCUGGGAUCAACAAUCAGGAGUUCGCGAGGCCAGCCCUUCCGCCAGCCCAUAGCUCCGGCACCAGCAGAUUACAAGCGACCUGGGACCCCUCCCUCUGUGCGUGGGAAGCCCACACCAUCGCAACACAAGUCGCCACAUUAUUCGAGCUCGGGCACUCUUUUGGUGAACUCGAAUGACAUUGAUCUUAGUCACGACGAUAAUAAGCACAUCAAGCCACAAUACAGUUACGCGCAAAUGAUCACUCAGGCCAUUAUCAAUACGCCCGAAGGGAAGCUCAAUUUGAAUGGUAUCUACAACUUUAUCAUGAACAACUACGCCUACUAUAGGCACCAGCAAGCCGCAGGAUGGCAGGUACGUUUCAUGUGA